AAAGGAAGAAUGGACUACAGUCACCAAGCUUCCCUAGUCCCCUGUGGACAAGAUAAAUACAUUUCCAAGAAUGAACUUCUCCUGCACCUUAAGACCUAUAACUUAUACUACGAAGGCCAGAACCUGCAGCUCCGACACCGAGAGGAAGAAGAUGAAUUCAUUGUGGAGGGGCUGCUGAACAUCUCCUGGGGGCUGCGCCGGCCCAUCCGUCUGCAGAUGCAGGAUGACAACGAACGCAUCCGUCCCCCUCCGUCCUCUUCCUCCUGGCACUCUGGUUGCAACCUGGGAGCCCAAGGCACCAUCCUGAAGCCCCUUGGCAUGCCCAACAUUCAGAUCUCAGAAGUGGACGCGCCUCCUGAGAGUGACCAGACACUGAGCCCCACAGAUGUGAGGGGCCUGAAGCCUGUGCAGGAAGACACCCCACAACUGAUGCGCACACGCAGUGAUGUGCAGCCUGCUGUACACUGAAAGCUCUAAAAACAUCUCAUGAAUACUCACUCCCACCUCUCUAUUUGGCAGACGUCGGUGUUCACGCCGGCCUAUGGCUCUGUCACCAAUGUUCGCAUCAACAGUACCAUGACCACCCCGCAGGUUCUGAAGCUGCUGCUUAACAAGUUUAAGAUUGAGAAUUCGGCAGAAGAGUUUGCUUUGUACGUGGUCCACACCAGCGGUGAGAAACAGAAAUUGAAGAACACCGAUUUUCCCCUGAUUGCCAGAAUCCUCCAGGGCCCGUGUGAGCAGGUCUCCAAAGUGUUCCUCAUGGAGAAGGACCAGGUGGAGGAAGUCACCUAUGAUGUGGCCCAGUACAUAAAGUUCGAGAUGCCGGUCCUUAAAAGCUUCAUUCAGAAGCUCCAGGAGGAGGAAGAUCGGGAAGUCAAGAAGCUGAUGCGCAAGUACACCGUGCUCCGGCUAAUGAUUCGGCAAAGGCUGGAGGAGAUUGCCGAGACCCCAGCAACAAUCUAAGCCACAGACACCCCAGGGGCUGCCAUUGAUCCCAGAAGACCCACAGGAAGCUGGGUACUUUCCUCCCAUGGAAACAUUUAAAUGCAAACCUCCCCAGCCCCAGACAAGCCAUCAUGGUUCCCUGGAGCAGGAUGGAGAAGCCAGCAGACAACUACCCGUCCUUGGAUCCCUGCUCUCCUCUCUUCCACUUGCAAGGACUUUUGAGUUUUGUUCUAAGGAGAACCCAAAAAUAUAUAUGUGUGCAUGUGUGUGUGUGCACACACACACACAACCCAAGUCCAUGUGCCUCUCUGAUACUUUCACAUGCAAUUAAAUUCCAAGCAACCAGCGUGAGUGCCAUGAGCUGGUAGAAGCGCUGCUCAUGGACAGGAAAAAAGGACAUGUCUGAGAGGCUUUGGCUAAAGAAAAGAUGUUUUCCCUCCAGUGCUGGGGUAGCCAUGCAUAUCACCCAUGUGUGGAAGGCAAAAGGGCUCCACCAGCUCCCCAUUAGGGGGAUUUAUAUAUUAAGAGAAAACCUCCCUAUAUGCCUAGAAGGAUUGGUGAAUAUGAUGUCCUUAGAAAUUAACAAAAGAACAGCCCCAUCCCCUUGGGGCAAGUCAGAUAGAUCGGAAGAGAUAACCCAUCCUGGGUAGAAGCAAUGAGGCCACAAGUUUUUACACUGGAAACUUUGAUGGUUUUAAAUAACAAAACGAAUGUGCUUUUCUGUGUGGAUACCCAAAAAGAAUGGAUUCAGCCUCUGUUCCUGCUCCACAGCCACCUCAAGAAGUCAGGGAGCCUGCGUGUUUCUCACCAAGCUGCCAAACGAACUCUCUGGUGCCUCCUUGGGUUGAAGGAGAGUCUCAUGAAACAAAGGUGUUGCUGGUGUGCAUACAGCACUGAUUGGCUCAUGUGCCCUGAGCCUGGCUUGUUCUGAGAUGGUAGCCAGGAAAUUUCCAACUUCCUUUCUUAGGGCUAAAGGGAAGGGUAGAGGUCACUUGGUUAAAUGACACGUGUCUUCAGGGCCAGCCCAUCUCACAUCAGCAAGUCUUCCUGCACUUGGAGCUGGGGACUAUGUGUUUGAAGUCAAGAUUUUAUUCUUUCUAACCUCUGGAUUCUUGCACAUUCCCUCACCUUGUGUGUGGAGAUGGACUUGUCCUGCUGCUUGGGGAUGCUUUUAGACUGUCCUGUGAGGAAGGACAGGGCAGCCACCUUGCUGAUCUUUAGAGGCAACCUCAGUGGGGGGAAGGGCAGGGACUGCCUGUCCCCUGGGAUCCCUAUCAGGAAACUUGCCAAGCAGCUGUGUGACUGAUAUCACUCGAGGGGGGACAGACAGAUGCUUGGAGCCAAAAUCAGGGGUGUCUGAGCCUUGCUGUGGUCUGGGUGCUCCCCACCUCUUCUUCACCUUCUCUCCCAGGAAGGUUUGGAGAGCACUGGCCAGUGUCCCCAAAGGGAGGUGGCUUUUUGCAGCAGACCCAUUCCCAUCCCAGGCACUCUCUGGUCCCCCAUCCGUGCCUGUGCCUAUUGGCUUUUCCAAGGCCGCUUUAAAAAGCUCACAGCUGUGGUCUCAUUGUGGACUUCAGAAAGAUGGCAGGCUGCCACCAGCCAUCUUGCUGGAGAUCUCGUACUUCCUUUGCGGGGAGCAGCACCACCAGCCCCAUGGGGCGUGGGGCAGAAACCCAGAAGGCUUAGUGUCAAUCAUACGCCUAGGUGAUUUCUGCAAAAAGCACAGAAUGGGAGGGGGGUGGGGAGGGGCUUGGAGGCGGGUGAGGCUUCCUCUGUUACAGAUGGGAAAGAGCAGAUUUGUGAAUGCAGCAUAUCGAGAAAAUGCUUUGGAGAAUUUCAUUUCCUGAAUGUUCAAAGCCUUCCUCGCCCCCAAUAAUUCUCCUUUGGGGGCCGGGAGGAAGAAUUUCCACAAAGCAAAUUACUAACCACUAACUCUUACUGGACAGCUAUUUCUGGUUUAUAAAUGUUUCUGUAACUUGCACUCACUUUACAAUAGUGUUAACUAUGGAAAUGUCGCAUAACACCAGUUUGCCAGGUCACUUUCCAAGAAUGGGAGACCAAAGUAAACUUGGCUUUUUAAAGUGUGGGUUCUGGGUGGAAGUAGGGGAAAAGCACAUUCUACACACUUCACCAAUGCAGGCCACACGCUUCCUUUGUGGCCAGUCCGUGGAGGUCAUUUCUCCCCUCUGAAUAACCUGAUCAAGGAGUUUGGAAUCUUGGUGGGUGUGGAGCUCAGUGGUAGAAGCUCAACCAACCAACCAAAACCAAACAGCUCCCCUCGCCCAAAACAAAUAAAGCAGAAGGGUAACAACAAAACCCCAAAUGAACUUUAGAAUGCUUUGAAAUAGCAGCAGCUGAAACACACCCUCUAUCACAGUAUGGACCAUUUUCCCACUGGUAUUGGAUGGCCUCGCAUCUUUGAACUCCUCCACUGACUUGUGUUGGUUAUGUAAUUGUGUACAAUGAAUCCGAAGUUGGGUGAAGAACAAAAGGCCGAUGUAGAGGGUUUUCCAACUUGAGAAAAGCAGUUGGGUUGCAUCUGGCCUUUUUUUUUGGCAGAGGUUUAUGUUACAAGGUGAUCAAGUGAAGGAAAACACCCUGAGUCUGUCUGACUGGGGUGGUAGAAUUAAGCACUGGUCACAUUCUUGGUGAUCACAUUAGUGGGAAGGUAAUGACUAAAAAGGGACUGUCACUUGGGAAGGGGCCGAGAAGCACAGAUGGGUGUGAUGGUGAGGGGUGUGCACCCUGGUCUCCCAGCUUGAAGGACUUCAGGUUCCAGUUGAGGGUAAGCUGAGAGCUCUCAGGAGAUUUGCCACCUGUCCCGAGAAAAGCACAGACACCUAAGGUCAAGGUUUUGAUAAGACAUGCUGAUGCUUCAAGAGACAUAUUUGCACCUUUUCUCCUUCCUACCAAAAAGAAAAUAAUAUUCUGUCCUAGAAACUUCCAGAUAAAGACACUUUAUCAACAUAUCUAUGGCAUAUGAUGACCCCCCCUCAAUUUUUCCUCUGUACAAAAAACAUCCUGACAAGAAUUCUUUUCUGUGGAGUUGGGUGAUAAUUUAGUGUCAGGAGGAAGGAAGGAGAAAUGAGCCAAAAAAGGGCAAGAAAUUCUUGUUAAAGCAACAAAAACAACCAAUCAACCAAAUAAACAAACAAGCAA
Messenger RNA from Castor canadensis (American beaver), 4104 nucleotides. Lineage: Eukaryota; Metazoa; Chordata; Mammalia; Rodentia; Castoridae. The record is from RefSeq and is a predicted model, not a curated record.